AUGUCUUUCCUUCUCUCCAAGGUCAGAAAGCCCAAUAGUGGGCACAAAGUCGACUCCAAGGAGACAAACCCGGCGCACACGCGCAUCGUCGCCACUUCGUAUACGUCAAAGAAAGUGGACAUUCCGGACGAUUUUCUCAAAUUACCCGCACCAGAUGCACAGGCAAUCACCCUCCAUACGGUGAACUUUUCCGAGUCGAUUUUGCCCGAGUACGAAGGCCGCUACGCCGUCGUGCUCGAUAAUGUUAUCAGCCCGAGUGAGUGCAAGCAGCUCAUUGAGUACGCGGAGCAGAGUGCUGGUGCGAGUGACGAGGGAGUAGACAAUAACGGUUGGAAGGCGGCGAUGGUAAAUGCAGGUGUUGGCCGCGAGGUCAUGAUGACCGAGUACAGAAACUCGGAUAGGAUUAUAUGGGAUGAUCAAGAGGUGAUGAAUCGCUUGUGGGAGCGGUGUACCAAGGUGGAUGGUGUCCUCGAGGAGAUUGGCACACUGGAUCACAAGCCGCUCAUCCAGGGACGCCGCGGACAGAAUAGUCGUUGGAUCUUCUCAAGAUUGAACGAACGCAUGCGAUUCUUGAGGUAUGGUCCUGGGCAGUUCUUCAAAGAACACUGUGACGGAAUGUAUUCGACACCAGAUAAUACGGAGCGCUCAUUCGUCACACUCCAUCUCUACCUCAAUGAUUCUGUACAAGCAAUUACACCUGGCCAGCGCACUUCGGACCGAGCAGUCUCCUUCCCUCCCCCCGUACAAACACCGAAUCCUUUGUAUCUCAGUGACGAGCCAUUAGAGGGAGGAUCUACACCCUUCUUAUCCUCGGACCUCAGUCGUCGAAUCGACGUCCAUCCAAAAGCCGGUCGUGUACUCCUGUUUCAGCACGCCGACCUUCUUCACUCGGGCGACUAUGUGACCUCUGGCAUCAAACAUACCAUGCGAACCGACUUGAUGUACAAGCGUGUACCCAAGACAGAUUAA
Molecule: messenger RNA, 969 nt
Organism: Serendipita indica DSM 11827
Lineage: Eukaryota; Fungi; Basidiomycota; Agaricomycetes; Sebacinales; Serendipitaceae
Source: the annotation of a GenBank genome assembly